AGCUAUGAGGGGGAGAAGGUGGAGAACGCAGCCCAGCUCCGGAGCAGUCCUGACCGUCUCGGUGUCUAACCGUCAGGCUGGCCACCCCCAGGGGCCAGGACAGAAGCGUCCCUUCCCGAGAAGGCGAAACAACCAGGCCCCGCAGCUUCGCUGGCGGCCGAGAGGAGUGAUGCUAAGAUUCAACUUCCGGGCGAUGGCUAACCAGACCAGUGUGACCCUGAACGAGCGGUUCUCUGGGCUUUGGCACAAACGCCGUUUUUCAACGGAAUGCAACGCCGGCCGGAUGGUGACUCUGCCGUAAGCCUCGAUGGGACCAGGCCAAAGCUGGAAAGACGUCAGACUUCCAAGGCCACCAAUUGCCUGGGACUACCUGAGGAGGCCCCUCACCAACCGCAGCUUG
Thamnophis sirtalis is the source of this 400-nucleotide messenger RNA. Lineage: Eukaryota; Metazoa; Chordata; Lepidosauria; Squamata; Natricidae. The record is from RefSeq and is a predicted model, not a curated record.